GUUUCAAUUUCAGUUUAGAGAACCCUUUUGGAGACUCCUAUUUUUGUGCUUCAUAAGCAAGUUAUCUCCCAGAGAGCUGGGAGAGGAAAGGAAAUUCCCAGGGCUGGCCAUUAUUUCUCAGAAGCAAGCACAGAUAAAUAAGGGUGCAAGGAGUUUGUCCUCUUGCGGAGUCCCAUUUGAAGCAGUGUUCUUUCCGGCUGUAGCUCCCACGCUUCAGUUUUUGUUAAGCAGACAAGUAACAUCGCAGACAUGGCCCCAGAGAUUCACAUGCCAGAACCCAUGUGCCUCAUUGAGAACACUGAAGAACACCUAGUGACUAACCAGGAAGCCCUGAAGAUCCUGUCCGCCAUCACACAGCCAGUGGUGGUGGUGGCCAUUGUGGGCCUUUACCGCACAGGCAAAUCCUACCUGAUGAACAAGCUGGCUGGGAAGGAGAAAGGCUUUUCUGUUGGAUCCACUGUGCAGUCUCACACCAAGGGGAUCUGGAUGUGGUGUGUGCCCCACCCCCAAAAGCCAGACCACACUUUGGUUCUGCUCGACACUGAAGGCCUGGGAGAUGUGGAGAAGGUUGAUGAAAAGAAUGAUACUCAGAUCUUCGCACUGGCAAUCCUCCUCAGCAGCACCUUUGUAUACAACACCAUGAACAAAAUCGACCAGGGGGCUAUCGACCUACUACACAAUGUAACAGAACUGACAGACCUGCUCCGGACAAGAAACUCCUCUGAUCCUACUAAAACUGAGGAACCUGCCGACACAAGCUACUUCCCAGACUUGGUGUGGACUCUGAGGGAUUUCUUCCUGAGCCUAGAAGCCAAUGGGCAAGCCAUCACAUCUGAUGAGUAUCUGGAGAAUUCGCUGAAGCUGAAGCAAGGCAGUGAUGAAAAAACCCACACAUUCAAUCUUCCGCGGCUGUGCAUACAGAAGUUUUUCCCAGGAAAGAAAUGCUUUGUUUUUGACUCCCCUGCUCGUGGACACAAGCUUUCCCAGCUUCAGACACUCAGCACCGAGGAGCUGAACCCUGAUUUUGUGCAGGACCUUUCUGAAUUCUGUUCUCACAUCUUCACCCAUUCUAAGACCAAGACUCUUCCAGGAGGCAUCCAGGUCAAUGGACCUCGUCUAGAAAGCCUGGUGCUGACUUACGUUGAUGCCAUCAACAGCGGGGCUCUGCCUUCCAUAGAGAACAUGGUGGUAACCUUGGCCCGGAAAGAGAAUUCAGCAGCAAUGCAAAAGGCCACUGUUCACUAUGAGCAGCAGAUGAGCCAGAGGGUGCAGCUGCCCACAGAGACCCUCCAGGAGCUGCUGGACCUGCACAGGACCUGUGAGAGAGAGGCCAUGGAAAUCUUCAGGAAGCAUUCUUUCAAGGAUGAGGACCAAUGUUUCCAGAAAGAAUUGGAGAACCUACUAAGUGCAAAGCAGGACGAGAUUUGUAAGAAGAAUGUGGAUGCUUCUGUAGCCCUCUGCUCAACCCUACUUCAGAGUAUUUUUAAGCCUCUGGAACAAGAAGUGGCACAGGGGGUCUAUGCUAAACCAGGAGGUCACAAUAUCUUCCUUCAGAGGAUGGACCAGCUGAAGGCACAGUACUGCCAGCAGCCAGGGAAGGGAACACAGGCUGAGGAAGCGCUGCAGACAUAUCUGAAGGCCAAAGAACCAGUGAGCAAUACGAUUCUACAAACAGACCAGGCUCUCACGGCCAAGGAGAGGCAGAGGAAAGAGGAACAAGCAAGAGCAGCAGCUGCCCGGGCUGAAGCACAGAGGUUGGAGGCUAUUCGCGUCCAGGAAGAGAAGAGGAGAGCAGAACAGGAGAGAAGGCAUCAGGAGGAACUGAGACAAAAAGAGAUUCAGAAAGCACAGUUUGAGGAACGGUGGCGGAAGGCCUUGGACCAGAAGGCCCAGGAAGAGGCUGUGAGAAUCAAGGCAGAGCAAGAAGCUCAACUCAGAGCACUUCAACAGCAGCUCCAACUCGUGAGGGAACAGACCCACCGCAGACAUCAUAAAGACUGUAUUAUAAGCUAAUACACCAAAACCUGGACCCUCCCCUUCUUACUGCUUUUCAUUGAAGACACAAAGGAGCAAGAGACUGAAGGACUUCAGACAACCAAUAGUUAAGAAGCCCCAGUGCCCCAUGCCUAACAGCCAUAUUUGUCUCAAGAUAUUUUAAGUUUCUCACUGGGGGGUCUUAAUCAAGUAGAACUUGGCCAAUACGUAUAGCUCACAUGGUAUCUCUUCUACUGGUGGGCAUAGGAAGAAGGUACCAAUGAGAAAUCAGAAACGAUUCAUGUUUCUCAACUGGGUAGAGGCCCCUAGUCCGUGGACGGUGGGCUCGUUCUUCAUCCUUUCCGUUUCUUUUUUGGGAGCCCAAACACAUUAUAGUCAACCUUGUCACAUGAUUAACUAUCACAUUACUCACACGAUUAACUAUCACGUUACUCACACAUGGAGGGAGAUGUGUUCUUCCCGAUUCUGCUGGGUCCACAUUAUAUCUUUUGUCACGUGAUUAGUGGUAAAGAAAGUCUCUUUAUCACUAAUGCUUUGAUUUCGAUACACAAAAUCACCUUUUGGCUCUGUCUGUUUCCAUAUUUCUUCCUUAAAGUCUAUUCCUGCCCAGGUAUAUUGCUCAUUUUCUACCAUAGUAAUUCUUAACCACAGUAGUUAAACUGAUUUUAAACCAUUUUGAUGAUUUAAAAUUUAACGUUUUUAAAUGAUUUUGCACUAUUCUCUGUUUCUGGGUCUAUUUGCUGUAUUUAUUUAAAAACAAAACAAAACCACCAACUGUGCUUGGUUUUUCUGUGUGUCUUAAAAUUCUUUUAAUUACAUGCUGUACAUUGUUGGUAACAUAAUUAAGAUUGAUAGAUUUACACUUGGAAUGUGCAUUUCCCUUUUACAUUGAGAUGUAUCUGGCAAGCAUUGGCUCAAUGUAGUUGUUCAGCUGAAAAUAGCCUUUGUUUGUUCUAAUAAAGUAGCCUUUGACUGUGUCUAUCCAGAAGACAAUGGGGGGGGGGAAGAGAGAGAGAAGAGAGAGAAAGAGAGGGAGAAAGAGAGAGAAUUGUCUGUUUAUGUUAGUCUUAUUUUGUUGUUCAAUUAAGUGCAAUAAAAAUAUAAAAUUCACUAAA
Molecule: messenger RNA, 3110 nt
Organism: Mastomys coucha (southern multimammate mouse)
Lineage: Eukaryota; Metazoa; Chordata; Mammalia; Rodentia; Muridae
Product: guanylate-binding protein 5-like
Exons: 11
Coding region: 250-2013 (587 amino acids)
Molecular function (GO): GTPase activity; GTP binding
Source: RefSeq, a predicted model, not a curated record